UUCUACCUGGUUCAUUUCUUAUCUGCCAAAUUGCGAUGCAAAGCUGUGUUCUUGACCUCAAACGUUCCCACAAAUCCGCUUGGGUCAGGUCAUCGCAAGCAGAACGUGUGUCAGCAACACUGCGGCCUUUUUGCAGAAAGAGUGACCACGUAUGCACAGGCGAAGUCAAUAUUCUGCAAACCGACUUGCUUCAGUGCGCCUUUCACAGCAUCAUCAACACCGAGGGCACUCUUAAGAUAGACAUGUCCGAGACACGCGCCACUCCGCGCAUCAAGUACGUGCGAGCCUACACCCAGACAGCAUCUGCGGCAGGCAAUCAGGGAGCUGACUGUCAUGACGUGGCAGACGACCACUGGAUCGACGGUGGCCUGGCGCCAAUCGCCUGCCCCAUGGCCACCUACCCGCAGUACCGUGCCUCGCGAAAGUCCUGGGGCAUCAACGCUCUGGGCACCCUGGUUGUGGAGGUGGAGGACGAAGAGGGACGAGUGGAGUGGGGGUGA
Pomacea canaliculata is the source of this 500-nucleotide messenger RNA. RefSeq lists its product as uncharacterized. The transcript is spliced from 2 exons. Lineage: Eukaryota; Metazoa; Mollusca; Gastropoda; Architaenioglossa; Ampullariidae. Bases 36 to 500 code for a protein of 154 amino acids. The record is from RefSeq and is a predicted model, not a curated record.